AUGGCACAGAAUAAGAGGAGAAACAAGAAGCAGAAAUCAUGGUCCAUGUACCCCUCCCUCCACGACGACGUCGUCUCGGCCACGCAACCCAACGACCUGGGCGUCUCCUUCUACGACCGAGACGACGAGUCAGGCCACAUCUUCAGCUACGACACAAACGUCAUGGGUUCCUUCCGGUGCCGCAACGACCGGUGCACGCAGGGUGGCUGGGGCAGCCGGCGAGUGGCCGUCCGGAUCCGCAUGUACCCGGGUCGACGGUACAAUGCCAAGGUCUUCCACCAGCGGUGCAGCAGCUGCGACAAGGUGGCCGCCCUGGUCCUCGACGACGGCUCGUACGUCGACAGGCUCGCGUACCGGCUCAAGAAGUGGUGCGGAGUGAGGAUGGAGGGCGGCGGGGAGGGGAGGAGGUAUGGGCGGAGGACGGGGGGGCCUCAUCAGGCGGAUAGGUGUGAGGGAUGCAGGGCUGGGCACUGUCCUGCCGGGGCGGGUACCGAGUAG
This is a messenger RNA of Geosmithia morbida, 498 nucleotides long. RefSeq lists its product as uncharacterized. The record is from RefSeq and is a predicted model, not a curated record. The transcript has a single exon. The coding region runs from base 1 to 498 and encodes 165 amino acids. NCBI's taxonomy places the organism in Eukaryota, Fungi, Ascomycota, Sordariomycetes, Hypocreales, Bionectriaceae.